UCUAGGAUAGUAUGGUCUUGUGAAAUGAACACAAGUUUUGUCAGGCAUUUGUAGAUCUUGUGUGGAGUUUCUUGUUCGCUGACGACCCACCUGACACAGUCCGUCGAGCCUUAGGCAGCGUAACGAGAUGGCGCUAAUGGCUGCGACCGUGUGCCCUGCACUGGUUGUGCCAGCCUCAGUUACUGCUUCAGUCCGUCAACACGCUGUGUGCAGGGGAGCCGUCCGAAGCACCUUUCUUGGCGCUUCUCCCGCCGGGUCCCUCAGACACAGCGCGGUUGUCUCCUUUGCGACCCCCCAGCUUCGCUCUGGUCGCCAGGGCUCGUCGCGGGUGGUGUGCGGGCUGUUCGGGCUGGGCCUUCCGGAGCUGCUUGUCAUCGGCGGUGUCGCUCUCGUGCUCUUCGGCCCGAAGCAGCUGCCUGAAGUGGGCAAGGGCCUAGGGAAGACCGUAAAGGGCUUCCAGGAGGCUGCAAAGGAGUUCCAGUCAGAGCUGCAGGCUGCUGCCAAGGGAGACGACUCAGAGACCACUGAUGCUACCAAGGCUGCUGUGCCUCCCCCUACGACCCCUGCGACCCCUGCGACCCCUGUGGCUCCUGCGACCCCCCCUCCCUCCUCCACUACCCCCAGUGACAAGAACUGACUAAGCGAAGGGUCUAUCAUAGCACUGUUUGCCUUAUUAAGUGGAGCCAUUGCUUGGCUUGUUUGGUGUGUUGAAAAGCAUUUUCCUGGUAUGAUGUAGCUAGUGUUCGCGAUUUUCUUGUAAUCUCGGUUUGUCAUUGUACGCAAGGCCGGUAUAUUAUGAGUACCUAGUGCCAGUCAAGAAUCCCU
Molecule: messenger RNA, 825 nt
Organism: Closterium sp. NIES-67
Lineage: Eukaryota; Viridiplantae; Streptophyta; Zygnematophyceae; Desmidiales; Closteriaceae
Source: the annotation of a GenBank genome assembly